This is a messenger RNA of Penicillium brevicompactum, 1926 nucleotides long. Its product is annotated as putative RNA binding protein Ligatin/Tma64. Gene Ontology annotation, biological process: formation of translation preinitiation complex; translational initiation. The transcript has 3 exons. Gene Ontology annotation, molecular function: translation initiation factor activity. The record is from RefSeq and is a predicted model, not a curated record. Lineage: Eukaryota; Fungi; Ascomycota; Eurotiomycetes; Eurotiales; Aspergillaceae. The coding region runs from base 1 to 1926 and encodes 641 amino acids.
AUGUUCAAAAAGAAACCAACGAUCAAAAAUCUCUCCCCUCUACGUUCCUCUGAUAGACGAAAGAUCGCCGAUCAAAUCAUCAAAGACUACCAGAUCUCUGUCCCCUCAGAUUCCCAAGAAGCAGGGUCCACCACCGCUCCAAGCCUCACAUCGAUUCGAAAUGCGCUUCUUCCCGAUAAUUCUCUGACGGCCCGGUUCACGACAACCGCUGGACCAGACUUGCGCGAGCUCACUGGAAUCGUAUAUGUUGGCACACAUCCAGAUGAAGAGGAACGAGUGCUGUGGUUCAAGCUCGAGCAUGGUCCCGGGGCAGACAAGCGCCUAUACCCAACCGUCUAUACACUAUGGCACAACCCCAACCUGGUCUCACUCCUCUACACCCCAGGAUUUGUUAUGGGAAAACUCCAGGGUGGAGCUGACCUCAUGACACCCGGUCUCGCGAACGAGCCUCCAUUCCCGGAGAAGGCGGUCAAGGGAGCUGUGGUUGCAGUCGCGAGUGUGGACAAACACUCGGUGCCGGUCUUCGUCGGUGUCUGUGAAAUCGAUGUUUCGGCUCUGGGCGAGGUCCAAGGUACGAAGGGCUCAGCGGUCCGAGGAUUGCAUUGGGAGGGCGACGAGCUUUGGGCUUGGAGCUCUGCGUCACGGCCAGGCCGCCCAGCACCAGACUACUUGGAGGGCUGGGACGAGGAAAAGGAUGCAGAUGAUGAAAUCGAGGGACUUGAAGAUAUGACGCUCGAAGAUAGAGCUUCUGCAGAGAGCGACGAAGAGACACCAGGCGACGAGCCAGCUCCGGCGGAAGAAUCUGCAGGUGAAGAAGAGCCGGAGCCGACAACAAAGGAAAUUGAUGAUGCAUUCGUGAACGCAUUUGUUUAUGCCCUUUUCAAGCUGAAACAAGAUAACCCUUCGGCCACCAACCAUGCACUUCCCUUGCCAAUUACACCCUCUGCAUUGGUAGCCAAUCUCAUCACUCCCCACCUUCCAGUCUACACUGCUCAGCAAGCGCAGUUCUACAACAUCAAGAAGACUAGCUGGAAGAAUGUGAAGAAGUUCAUGAAACAUCUGGACAAGUUGAAGCUUGUCAAAACCAAAGAUCGCAAUGGCCAAGAGACCGUCAUCUUAGACGUCGACUUUGGAGAUCAGCGAGUUGAGCGAUUUGUUCCAUACCGGCUACCUUCACCCCGAGCCCUCGAAGGCGGCAAGCCCUCAACUUCAGAAGGCAAGAAGCCCGCUGGGACAGAUGACUCUGACCCUUCAGUCGGCCAAACAAUCACAGUACAGAACCUAUACAGGCCAUCAGGAAAGUUGAUGCCUACUUUGUUCCCUGCUCUCGCCGCUGGAAACGCAAACAACUACUAUAAAUACUCCGAUGCCUCUUCGCAUUUGGAUCAAUACCUCACAUCCCAGGAUCCACCAAUCGUAUCAAAGGAGAACCGAAGAAUCAUCACUCUCAAUCCCUUCCUCGCCAAUACCAUUUUCACUGGAUCUGCCGCUGAAGACAAAAGCACACUCUCCCGCGGAAAGGUUACGCGUGAUGGUCUUCUGAAACGUCUCAUGGAGGACAAGGCUCUCAUGCAGCCACACCACGUCAUCCUGAAGACCGGCCAGACCAUCGCAGAUGUGAAGCCCAAAGCAGGCACUGCACCAAAGGUUACUGUGACCCUUGAAAAACGCACAGGCUCUAAGACCGUUACCAAGGUGAUGAACCUAGAGGUGUUCGGCGUCAUUCCGACCCUCCUGGCCCAAGAGCUACAGAAGAAGUGUGCUGGUAGUACUAGUGUCACCCAGGCUACUGGAGCGCCCAAGGGCGUUAUGGAAGUACUGGUGCAAGGUGAUCAGCGGAAGGCUAUUGAAACUGCUCUCGUUCGUCGUGGCUUAAGGCCACAGUUGAUUGAGGUUGUUGAUAAGACCAAGAAAAAGAAGAACUAA